GCGGGCGGGGCGGUGCGCGGGGCGCUGCUCGCCUUUUGUUCGGGCAGGAGCGGCGGGCGGCGGAGAGCGGCGGUGAGCGGGGCCGGGACACCGGGACACCGGGCACGGGCGGGGAGGGACGAGCAGCCAUGGAGGUGAUGAAUAUGAUGGAGCAGCCGAUCAAGGUGACGGAGUGGCAGCAGACCUACACCUACGACUCCGGAAUCCACUCCGGCGUCAACACACAGGUGCCCUCCGUCAGCAGCAAGUGCCUGGGGGAUGAUGACGAGGUGUAUGGGAAGCAGUACACCAUCAAGAAGACAACCACCACGAGUUACUGCCAGGGAGGGAGCCAGGCCCAGAGCCAAGCGCAAGCGGACAUGGAGGCUCAGCUGGCCAUGACCCGUGCCCAGCGUGUCCGGGCCGCCAUGUACCCCGAGACGGUGGAGGACCGCUCACUUCUCAUCACCACCCAGCUGGAGGGGCAGCAGACCAAUGUGCAGCGCCUGGCAGAGCCCUCCCAGAUGCUCAAGUCAGCCAUUGUGCACCUUAUCAACUACCAGGAUGACGCUGAGUUGGCCACACGUGCCAUCCCAGAGCUCACCAAGCUGCUCAACGAUGAGGACCCGGUGGUUGUCAGCAAGGCAGCCAUGAUCGUCAACCAGCUCUCCAAGAAGGAGGCGUCGCGCCGCGCGCUGAUGCAGUCGCCGCAGAUCGUGGCGGCCGUGGUCCGCACCAUGCAGAGCACCAGCGACCUGGACACCGCCCGCUGCACCACCAGCAUCCUGCACAACCUCUCGCACCACCGCGAGGGCCUGCUCUCCAUCUUCAAGUCUGGUGGCAUCCCGGCCCUCGUCAGGAUGCUGAGCUCACCUGUCGAGUCCGUUCUCUUCUACGCCAUCACCACCCUGCACAACCUGCUGCUGUACCAGGAGGGGGCCAAGAUGGCCGUGCGCUUGGCCGACGGGCUGCAGAAGAUGGUUCCUCUGCUGAACAAGAACAACCCCAAGUUCCUGGCCAUCACCACUGACUGCCUCCAGCUUCUGGCCUAUGGGAACCAGGAGAGCAAGCUGAUUAUUUUGGCCAAUGGAGGACCCCAGGCCCUGGUGCAGAUCAUGCGCAGCUACAACUACGAGAAGCUGCUCUGGACCACGAGCCGCGUGCUCAAGGUGCUGUCGGUGUGUCCCAGCAACAAACCUGCCAUCGUUGAGGCUGGUGGCAUGCAGGCACUGGGCAAACACCUGACCAGCUCCAGCCCCAGGUUGGUCCAGAACUGCCUGUGGACCCUGAGGAACCUUUCUGACGUGGCAACCAAACAGGAGGGCCUGGAUGGUGUCCUCAAGAUCCUGGUGAACCAGCUGAGCUCUGAUGAUGUGAAUGUGCUGACCUGUGCUACUGGCACCCUCUCCAACCUGACCUGCAACAACAGCAAGAACAAGACACUGGUGACGCAGUCAAACGGGGUGGAGGCCCUGAUCCACACCAUUCUGCGGGCGGGUGACAAGGAGGACAUCACCGAGCCGGCCGUCUGCGCCCUGCGGCACCUCACCAGCCGGCACCCCGAGGCCGAGAUGGCCCAGAACUCGGUGCGCCUCAACUACGGCAUCCCCGCCAUCGUCAAGCUCCUCAACCAGCCCAACCAGUGGCCACUGGUUAAGGCUACCAUAGGCCUGAUCCGCAACCUGGCCCUGUGUCCGGCCAACCACGCCCCGCUGCAGGAGGCCGCCGUCAUCCCCCGCCUGGUCCAGCUGCUGGUCAAGGCUCACCAGGACGCCCAGCGACACGCGGCCGCUGGCACACAGCAGCCCUACACGGAUGGAGUGAAGAUGGAAGAGAUUGUGGAGGGUUGCACGGGGGCACUGCACAUCCUGGCCCGGGACCCCAUGAACCGCAUGGAGAUCUUCCGCCUCAACACCAUCCCUCUCUUCGUGCAGCUCCUGUACUCGCCGGUGGAGAACAUCCAGCGCGUGGCAGCCGGUGUGCUGUGCGAGCUGGCCCAGGACAAGGAGGCAGCAGAUGCCAUCGAUGCCGAGGGGGCCUCGGCUCCGCUGAUGGAGCUGUUGCACUCCCGGAAUGAGGGGACAGCCACCUAUGCGGCCGCCGUGCUCUUCCGCAUCUCGGAGGACAAGAAUCCUGACUACAGGAAACGUGUCUCCGUGGAGCUCACCAACUCCCUCUUCAAGCAUGACCCGGCAGCCUGGGAAGCGGCUCAGAGCAUGAUCCCCAUCAAUGAGCCCUACUCAGAUGAGCUGGACCCUGGUUACCGCCCCAUGUACUCGGGUGACAUCCCCCUGGACCCCAUGGACAUGCACAUGGACAUGGACGGGGACUACCCCAUGGAUGCCUACAGCGACGGCGUCCGAGCGCCCUUCGCUGACCACAUGCUCGCCUAACCCGCCGCAGCCCCACACCAGGUGUUCUCUCCACGCAGAAGAGGGUGGCCCCAGAGCUGAGCAUUUGCGAGAAGGACUUGGGAGAUAGAAGUGCCUGAGAAGACAAAACUUUUCCAUUCCCACGAGAGGUUUUAUUUUUCGAUUUGUUUUCUUCGCUGUGGGUCUGUGGAGAAGGUCCUUCCUCCUGGGACUGCUUCGAGCACCUACUGCCACAUCCAGCAUCCAAGAUACUGUUUCUGAAGCUUUAAAACACAAACCUUGCACCGUUAGUGAUCUUUCAUUGGCAAAAUAGUCUUUUCUAUGAAUAUAUAUUUCUUUUUUAUUUUUAAUAUGGUGCCAACGGCUUUUGCCGUCUUUAAGUUUGUGCUUUCUAACUUCCUCAUGAUCUGUUUUGCGUGUUAGUGUUCUAGGAGAGGAAUCUGACAUGGAAAAACCCUUUGCUUCCUGCAAACUGCAACUGAAUCAGGCCAAUCCAGAGUUUGCUGAAAGCAAAGGGUCCAUGUCCCAGGGCCUUCGGGGUGUCUGAGGUUUAAUUCUUUCCCAUCAGCCGCUGGGAGCUGACUUUGUGUCCCUGUCCUGCCGGUCCCCAUAGAGGAGUGAUUCCAGCAUUAGGAACUGUGUCCUUGUACUGAUCUUUGUUGCACAUUUUAACCUGUUUCCCUUCUCUUUGGUGAGUGGUGUGUUUCGGUCCCCUCCUCCCUUAUCUAACGCAUUUUUUAAAAGAGGCUUUAGAUCUGAUGGUGGUUUAACACUCCGGCUGGAAAGGGAUGGACAGUUACUGGAGUGUGGGUCAGGAAUGGAAGAUUUUAUUAUUUCUGUAAGUUGUUUUUGUAUAGACCAAAGCAAAGAAUAAAAUAACCCCUGCA
Messenger RNA from Taeniopygia guttata (zebra finch), 3238 nucleotides. RefSeq names its product junction plakoglobin (gene JUP). The record is from RefSeq and is a predicted model, not a curated record. Gene Ontology annotation, molecular function: cadherin binding. Gene Ontology annotation, biological process: cell adhesion. NCBI's taxonomy places the organism in Eukaryota, Metazoa, Chordata, Aves, Passeriformes, Estrildidae.